Messenger RNA from Aspergillus calidoustus, 1575 nucleotides. The record is from the annotation of a GenBank genome assembly. NCBI's taxonomy places the organism in Eukaryota, Fungi, Ascomycota, Eurotiomycetes, Eurotiales, Aspergillaceae.
AUGGCGAAACUCAACAUAUUCGGCACAGGCCGUUCGCUGCAAGCGGCCAUCUGGGCGGCCUGUGGAAUGGCCUUCAUUCUCUUCGGCUACGAUCAAGGCGUCUUCUCCGGCAUUGUCGAAAAUGAGAACUUCCUCGAGCAUAUGUCCCACCCCAACGACAGUCUCAUGGGUAUCAUUGUCUCGAUUUACAACCUCGGCUGCUUUACCGGAUGCGUGAUCAAUUUCAUGAUUGCGGAUAAACUAGGCCGCCGCCGUGCUAUGUGGGUUGCUAUGGUCUGGGUCAUUAUCGGAGCAACCCUCCAGACAUCCGCCUACAGCGUUCCCCACAUGAUGGUCGGCCGGUUCGUCACUGGUAUUGGAACAGGCAUCGAGACAUCGACUGUCCCAAUGUGGCAAGCCGAGCUGUGCGAGGCAUCGAAGCGCGGAAAGCUAGUUUGCAGUGAGCCGCUGCUUGUUGGAGUCGGAAUCGUUAUCAGUUACUUCUUCGACUACGGAAUGAGCUUCGUCGGCGGCCAGAUUGCCUGGCGACUUCCCAUCGCCUGCCAGAUGCUGUUUGCCUUCGUUGUGAUUUUCCUCGUCUUUGGCGUCCCCGAAUCUCCCCGGUACUGCUACCAAAAAGGCCGGAACGAAGAAGCCCUUCAGAUUCUGAGUGACGUCUACGGCGUACCAAAAGACGACCCUAAGAUCCAGGCGGAACAGACAGAAAUUUUGGAUGCGCUUGCAAUCGAGAUGAAGCAUGGCGAGUACAAGUGGAGGAAUAUUAUGAAGAGGGACGAGGUCGCCACUGGGAGAAGGGUGCUUCUCGGCUACGGAAUGCAAUUCAUGAACCAAGUCGGUGGUAUCAAUCUCAUUGUCUACUUCAUUCCAACCGUCCUAAGCAACAACGUCGGCUUAAGCCACAACCUAUCCAUGAUCAUCGGCGGUUGCGUGCAAAUCAUGUUUGUCCUCGGCAGUUUCUUCCCAACCUUUUUCGUCGACCGUGUCGGCCGCCGCGCUCCCAUGAUUUGGGGCUCGCUGACGCUAGGCAUCUGCAUGAUGAUGGUCGCUAUCCUGCUCAGCUUCAAGGGCAAAGAAAACGAGCAUGCAGCGUCUUCAGCCUCCAUUGCCUUCUUCUUCGUCUAUAUGUUUGCCUUCGGCGCGUCGGUGAACUGCAUUCCCUGGGUCUAUGUGCCGGAGAUCCUGCCUCUGCAUGCGCGCGCAAAGGGAACAGCUGUGGGGAUCUCUUCGAAUUGGAUAUGGAACUUCUUUGUUGUCAUGAUCACCCCCGUGAUCAUCAACCGGCUGCAGUGGAAGGCAUAUCUCAUCUUCAUGUGUACGAACCUUGCCUUCAUCCCGCUAGUCUACUUCUGCUAUCCCGAGACGGCCAAUCUCACUCUCGAGGAGAUCGAUUACCUCUUUACGAACAAGGAAGAGGGUGCUGUGAAGCUUUCCAAGCAGUUGCACAAGGAGCGCAAGAAGUACGGGCAUACUCGCCGGCUUACGGCUGACAACAUGGGCGGGGUCUUGGGCAAAGGCGAUGAGGCUGCUGAAAAGUCGCCCACUGAUGAGCACGUCGAGAAGGUUGAGGGGGUUUAG